This is a messenger RNA of Sphaeroforma arctica JP610, 568 nucleotides long. RefSeq lists its product as hypothetical. Lineage: Eukaryota; Ichthyosporea; Ichthyophonida. The transcript has 2 exons. The record is from RefSeq and is a predicted model, not a curated record. The annotation marks the transcript as partial.
GUUCUAUGAUGAAACCACUUCAGAUAUCUCCACAUCUUCCACACACCCAAUCAAUAUACCUGUCCUAUAUUCAUAUCUAUACAUAAGCUGCACAAGCUGUUUCAAACGCUAUCUUAAAUUUUGCACCACCUUCCGGUGCCUUCGUCCCGGUUUACAGGCACAAGGUAUUCCGGUAAUUGUCUGCUGCGAGACAUAUAAGUUUUGGGCGGCGCGAGUUCAAACGGACUGCUUUGUGUACAACGAACUUGACAUCCCCACAGAUCUGAUCCCCCCACCCAACCGAACCGACGAUGCCGCACCCUCUCCGCUAGACAAGGAUGAUUUACCUACCAACAUCGGCAUGAUCAAUAUAGUAUACGACGUCACUCCCCCGGAGUUCAUCGACAUGAUUAUCACGGAGAUUGGCAUGAUCCCCUGCAGCUCUAUUCCCGUGAUCCUGCGAGAGUAUGAUGUGUACAAGAAGGAGGGUGCGGCGGUGGUGUGAGGCUAUUUAUAGAAAUAUCUGCGGACCAAUUAGAAUAAAGCUUAGCCCGGCAUGGUCGUUGGUGGUUGUGCUUGGAGAUGUGUU